Xylaria bambusicola is the source of this 1515-nucleotide messenger RNA. RefSeq lists its product as uncharacterized. Lineage: Eukaryota; Fungi; Ascomycota; Sordariomycetes; Xylariales; Xylariaceae. The transcript is spliced from 4 exons. The coding region runs from base 1 to 1515 and encodes 504 amino acids. The record is from RefSeq and is a predicted model, not a curated record.
AUGGAUCCAGUCGAGAAGGUCUUCAGAGACCUACCAAGCCCUGAUGCUGAUCAGGCUACUCAGGAUCAGCAUGGCGAGUAUGAUCAACAGCGUUACAAGCAAGUUUUCAUGUCCUUCCGUUCUUCCCGCUCUCAAGACCCGGACCGUGAGUUAGUUGAAAAGUAUGUCAGGGCUCUCUCAGAGUCUUUAGACGCCACUACGCUGCGCAGUGAGCUCGGACGGCUCGCCCUUGAGAAGCCCCAAAUUCUAGAUGACGGCUCAAUGAAGUCCCAACAGCUCAAGUACCAUGCGUGGAUUUCCCAGGGACGUAAAGACGAAGCGUAUCCUUUCAAGCCCAAGACUAAGUUGACAGACACCAAAAUCUGUGCUAACUGCGCAAAGCCCAACGCCAAGGCCGCAUGUAGUGGCUGUCGAGUCGAGCUCGACGGCCAUGUCGUCAUGAAGAUCGCAUACUGCGACAAAGACUGCCAAGCUCAGCAUUGGGAACAGCACAAGUCCCAGUGUUUGGGCAGACGAAAGGUUUGCCGUGCGGUAUCCUUGCUCUACGACCUAUUCGCCAUGUUUCAAAAGAAAGCUUCGAAUGACAAGCAAGUGACUGGUAUUGUUGAAAAGCACGGUAUUACGAAUAUUCUUCACGGCGAGCCGAAUGACUGGGCAUUGCAAGGGAAGCAUUUUGUUUGCAACUUUCCAGUUGAGAUGGCGCCGACUGAAGAGCAUGCUCUGGCUGUGUUGUUUGACAGCGAGUGCCAACAGGUUUUCAGCACCUGUCAAGGCCUUGUCAGCCUAUUCUUGCUACCGCUUUGCAAGACCGUAGAAGAAGUGAACAUCAUUCCCCGCAAUGCUCACCGUCCCACGAAUGACCUGAGACAUGGCAUGGCACACAAUGCCAUGUAUAACGCUCACACCGUGUUGCGUGCGACGCUCAAGUCUGGAGAACAGAUGGCGAUAGAUGUUACCGGUGCCCAGUUUGGCUGGCGUGAGACGGUGGCGCUAUGGAAAACCUGGACCACCCAUCGUGUGACCGGCAAGGCUUGCCCAACGCCUUGGGGUCACGCUCAACAGAGCAUGCAGACAAUGUACCCAUUUCUGGCUGCCCAGUUUGUACAGGUCAGCGAAUCGCAACGUUCGUCGUUGGCACAGAUUAUGCAGACUGCUGUUGAGAAUAAGAUGAAGGAGCACAAGGCGCCCUCUGCAAACCGAUUGUACAAGCUCGGCGAUGCAGCCUUUGCAGCAUGCAAAGAUGCCAUGAUGUCAAGCGCAGAGGAGGCACUUGACAAUGGUCUCCGCGACAUCCACGAGUCGGGGGUAGGCCGCUGCUACAUCGAUGCACGCGGCAUGUGGCAGGCUACGACGACUAAACAGCAGGCUCAGGCUCUCAAGGACGUGUGGCUAACGGACGAAGACGUGAAGAAGGCGGUGAAGAAGGGUAAGAGCCUGCAAACGAUGUACCAGCUGCGGUGCCAAGGCACAGCCACAAGACAGAAGUUCAAGGCUGCGGGCUUAGAUAUGCCUUAG